Messenger RNA from Paramuricea clavata, 220 nucleotides. NCBI's taxonomy places the organism in Eukaryota, Metazoa, Cnidaria, Anthozoa, Malacalcyonacea, Plexauridae. The record is from the annotation of a GenBank genome assembly.
AUGGGAAGUUUCGAUAGCGCUCAGGUCUGUGAACUCUUCGGACUUUUCAUUCUGAACACACUCGAGAAACGCUUUGGGAAAAACGUAGGCCUAUACCGUGACGACGGCUUGGCUGCCCUCAGAACAACAACAGGCAGACUUGCGGACAAAGCGAGGAAAGAGUUGAUCACCAUUUUUGAGAGAGCUUUGGCCUCAGAAUCACCGCCCAGACAAACAUCAA